GGGCAAGCGUGUUUAUUGUGUUGGGGGCCGCGAUCGGGGGGUCAGGAGGGGUAUGUUGAGUUAUUUAUGUCCAUAGCUGAUAGGGGGUUCUGGAAAGACAGCGGAAGCGGAAGACAGGCAAGUGGUGAUGAUGUCAUCCGGGCACCUUACUUGAUUGAAAUCCUCUUGGCGGGAUGCGUUUCGGCCGGCGUGAUCAUCUUCCCUCCUUUGCAUUCCUGGCAACGUCCUGCUUUAAUUGGUGAAAAUCGUUCGGGAUUGGGUCAAUUACGUGCCCAUAGCCUCACCGAGCUCAGUCUGAAAUAUGUCUUCUUCUUUGUGAUACUGCAGCCUAUAUCUGCUCAUACAAAUCGGUCUACCUUCUUUGGAUAUAAUUCGAUCUUCUGGUGUGGAAACAAAAUUCUCUGUUGUGGAAACAUGAUUCGUCCACCUCUCUUUUUCUGAGUCGUAUCAUGAACCAAAAAAUCCUCCUCUGUACCUAUCUCAUUGAUGAAUGAGCCGUUUGCUGUCCUAAUCUGGUUCUGUAGCCUGCUUCAUGUCCGUGCUGUACCUAUCUCGUGUUUAACUGAGGAUCUGAGAUUCGAGUGCGUGAUGGUGCGCCUUUCUGUCUGACGGUGAUGGUAAAGCUUAGACCAUAGAUCUACUUUCUUUAAGUUAGUGUACUUUGGAAAUGACUUCAGGUCCUUUCUUUAAGUUAGUGUACUUUGGAAAUGACUUCAGGUCCUUUCUUUAAGUUAGUGUACUUUGGAAAUGACCGUAGAUCUACUUUUAAUUUAAGUUUUUCUCUUUGUGAAAUGACCUCAGAUCUGCCUCUUAUUUAGCGUACUUUUGGUAGUCUAGUUUUGAAAUGACUGCAGGUCCUUUCUUUAAGUUAGUGUACUUUGGAAAUGACUUUAGAUCUACUUUUAAUUUAAGUUUUUCUCUUUGUGAAAUGACCUCAGAUCUGCCUCUUAUUUAGCUUUCUUUUGCAAUGACCUCAGAUCUGCCUCUUACCUAGUUUACUUUUGUAAUGACCUUAGAUCUGCCUUCGAUUCAGUUAGUCUGCUCCCACGAAGUGAAUCUUAGAUCUGCGUGUUAAGUUAGUCUACUUUCUGAAUGACCACGUUCUGGUCAUAAAAGUAGAUUGCGAGCAGUAUCCAGCGGAUGAUCCAUCUGUAGGCAUUCUUUCAGUAUGAUGUUCGCUGAUAGACGGCUUGAUAAUGUGGAAUGUUUUGACGGAGUUACCCGGGGCUUCUUUGUGUGUGUGUGUGUGUGUGUGUGUUUUCCCCCUGUCAUAAUCUCACUACCAAUGGAAGAGCCCUACAAGAUAAAUGGCGUACUGGAAUGUUGUGUUUGUAAGGGUUUAAUCUUCUGAAGUAAUGAAUGCCGUAGUGAUAAGGGGUGUAUACUUUGUCCAAGUUUGUCGAGGUUUUUAUGUGAAUUAUCUUGUUGCUGCUGGUGUUAGUGAUGAUGCAAUGACACAUUCAUGUAUUAGUACACAACUGGAGGGAGGAAGGAAAGGGGUAGGAAGUGAAGCGAGGGGCUUGGGAGGGCGAAGCGGAAGAGGAGGGAAGGAGAAUGGCAACGAACAGAACAGAGGAAUGACAAACUUGACAUGGUUCUCAACACGCACCGCUGGAGCAGACUACUCUGGAUUUGAGACGAUCAGCAGCCGUUGCCUAUGGAGGAGGAGGAGGAGGAGGAAGAAGAAGAAGAAGAAGAAGAAGAAGAAGCAGAAACAGAAAAAGAAGAAAGCAGAAGAAGAAGAAAGGAGAAGAAAGGAGAAGAAGAAGAAAAACCAAACUAAGAACGAUGAGGAGGAGGAGGAGACGAAAGGAGGAGGAGGAGGAGGAAAGAAGGAGAGAAGGAGAGAAGGACAAGACGAAAGGAGGAGGAGGCUGAGGAGGAGGAAGAGGAGGAGGAGAGAAGGAGAAGAAUUAGUAGGUGGAGGAGGAGGAGAGAAGAAGAAGAAGAAGACGAGAGGAGGAAGAGGAGGAGAGAAGGACAAGACGAAAGGAGGAGGAGGAGGAGGAGAGAAGAAGAAGACGAGAGGAGGAGGAGGAGGAGCAGCAGGAAGAGGAAGAGGAGGUGGAGGAGGAGGAGAGAAGAAAAAGAAGACGAGAGGAGGAAAAGGAGCAAGAGGAGGAGGAGGACCUGCCGAUAGUGUUGAGGAGGAGGAGGAGGAGGAGAGAAGGAGAAGAAUGAGUAGGUGGAGGAGGAGGAGAGGAGAAGAAGAAGAUGAGAGGAGGAGGAGGAGGAGGAGGAGGAGGAGGAGGAGGACAAGACGAAAGGAGGAGGAGGAGGAGAAGAAGACGAGAGGAGGAGGAGGAGAGAAGAAGAAGAAGAUGAGAGGAGGAGGAGGAGGAGGAGGAGAAGAAGACGAGAGGAGGAGGAGGAGAGAAGAAGAAGAAGAUGAGAGGAGGAGGAGGAGGACCUGUGGGUACUGUAUGGGGACGACGGAGAGGAGAAGAAGAGUAGGAAAGGAGGAGGAGGAGGAGGAGGAGGAGGAGAGGAAGAAGAAGAGGAAGGAAAGAGGUGGAGGAGGCUUCACGACGAUGGCAACAACAGCUUCACGGGCAGCGACGACGAGGAGGGCUUCUUGACGAGGCAGCUUGAUGGGGACAAUGAUGGGCAGCUCGACGAAGACAGGCGGUCUUCACGACCGCAUCAACGACG
This is a messenger RNA of Chara braunii, 2652 nucleotides long. The record is from the annotation of a GenBank genome assembly. NCBI's taxonomy places the organism in Eukaryota, Viridiplantae, Streptophyta, Charophyceae, Charales, Characeae.